AUGUCCCCGUUGCACCCAUCCAAGGACGUCCUCCAGGGAACGGUCUACAGUCCCCUCUCAGCAAAGCCCCGUACUCCUUAUGAGGCUCGCCUUGAGCUCUUUCCCGCUUACUCCUCCGUCAUACAAGAUGCUAAGGGCAAAGCCAAGGAGCUGAGCGCCGAGGCGACGGCUGAAUUUGAAAAGGCGAGCGCAAAAGCUCAAGCCAAGGCUGGAAAGAUCGAGCUAUACUCUGGAAAGUACUAUGCCGCCUGCACCUUUGGUGGCCUGAUGGCCUGUAAUCAGGGUCUCACUCACGCUGCCGUAACUCCCUUGGAUCUCGUAAAAACCCGUCGACAAGUUGACUCGAAACUCUAUACCAGUAACUUUCAGGCAUGGGGCAAGAUCUACCGCGCUGAAGGCGUUCGUGGUAUCUUCACGGGUUGGAGUCCAACCCUUUUUGGCUACUCUGCCCAAGGCGCUUUCAAGUAUGGUUGGUACGAAUAUUUCAAGAAAACGUACUCUGAUAUGGCUGGUCCCGAGGCCGCGCAUAAGUACAAGACUGGUCUUUAUCUUGCAGCCUCUGCCUCCGCUGAGUUUCUCGCUGAUCUUGCCCUCUGCCCCUUCGAAGCCGUCAAGGUCCGUAUGCAAGGCUCGAUCCCUAACCCCUACACGGGAACAGUCCAAGGCAUCAGCACUAUCACAGGCAAGGAAGGCGUCGCUGGCCUAUACAAAGGCUUGUAUCCGCUAUGGGGUCGCCAAAUCCCCUAUACAAUGAUGAAGUUUGCCUCGUUUGAAACCAUCGUUGAGAUGAUCUACGAUCGCCUGCCCGGGCAAAAGAGUGACUAUAGCAAGGCUGCACAGACUGGUGUCUCUUUUACUGGUGGCUAUCUGGCCGGUAUCUUGUGCGCCAUCGUCUCCCACCCUGCCGAUGUUAUGGUCAGCAAGUUAAAUUCCAACCGUCAACCUGGCGAGGCUUUCGGCGGAGCCAUGAGCAGGAUAUACAAAGACAUUGGUUUCGGAGGCCUGUGGAAUGGUCUCCCCGUGCGAAUUGUCAUGAUCGGUACUCUUACCGGACUUCAGUGGAUGAUCUAUGACUACUUCAAGAUCUUUAUGGGUCUCCCUACCACUGGCGGUGCUCCACCUCCAGCCCAGAAGCAGGAGUAG
Fusarium subglutinans is the source of this 1143-nucleotide messenger RNA. Its product is annotated as phosphate transport mitochondrial. Gene Ontology annotation, molecular function: phosphate transmembrane transporter activity. The record is from RefSeq and is a predicted model, not a curated record. The coding region runs from base 1 to 1143 and encodes 380 amino acids. The transcript is spliced from 3 exons. Lineage: Eukaryota; Fungi; Ascomycota; Sordariomycetes; Hypocreales; Nectriaceae. Gene Ontology annotation, cellular component: mitochondrial inner membrane. Gene Ontology annotation, biological process: mitochondrial phosphate ion transmembrane transport.